Triticum aestivum (bread wheat) is the source of this 892-nucleotide messenger RNA. RefSeq lists its product as uncharacterized. The record is from RefSeq and is a predicted model, not a curated record. NCBI's taxonomy places the organism in Eukaryota, Viridiplantae, Streptophyta, Magnoliopsida, Poales, Poaceae. Gene Ontology annotation, biological process: transposition. Bases 13 to 588 code for a protein of 191 amino acids. The transcript has 4 exons.
ACUUACAAGUGCAUGAAGGCAGGAGUUAAAAAUUGUACCGAGAGUGGAGAAAGUGGCCCCAUCAACAACACUAAGGUCAACGAGCGUCUUAACACAUAUUACACAGCUCUGAAAGCAGCAGAUCCACUACAUUGGAAGGACCGUGAUCUCGAUCCAGAAAUCAUGUACUCCUCCAUUGGUGGCAUGCCCCAUGGGCGACUAGCAAUAGGUGAUGGUGCUAUAAAGAAAGCAGUGGUCGUUGCAAAAGCUAGAGAGAAUGACACAAGGCCAUCAAACUCCAUAUCAUACCAUUGUUUAUUGAAGGAAAAUGCUCAACUUAAAAGGCGCUGCAAGAAUAAUUUUGUUCUGAGCAAACAUGUACCGGGGUUUUAUGGCAAGCUGGGAUGGGAAGUACCCGAAGAUCUUCUUGCCUACCAAGAUGAGCUGAUGGAUGGCGGUGAUCUGAUGAAUGAAACACCCCAAGACCAAGAAGAUGGUGGUACUCCAAUGACAGACUCUUCAGAUGAUGAAAGGCAUGUUGAUGCUGGUACUCAAAUGGAUGAUCAUGGUUCUGGUCCAACACAUGAAAAUCAUUUAGGAAUGCCAUAGUUAUAAUUAGUGCUUGUAUUGGUAACUAUGUGCACGGACCCUUCUAUUUGUCAAUCGCUACUACUGAUGGAAAUUUAGGACUCUAGUAUGUCUUUGGGUCUGGCUAAUAACUAGUGUUAAGUUGAGCUUUUUGGUAAUUACGCGAAUCUGGUGAACAUGGAGGUUUGUGUAAUGGGUAUAUAUUGUGAGCUAUGAAUGGGAUGCCAUCUUAAACUAGGCUAUGUGACCUUUGUUUGUGCAUGAAUAUUAAUUGUUGUACCACAAUUGGCUGUGAAUUUCAUUAAUUCAAUAUUAUUUUGAUUUU